AUGCUGUACACACACGCGACAAUAAUCACUGUCAGCUCGUCGCGUGAGAUCCUACUGGACGGUGCGAUCCUUGUCCAAGGAUCCAGCAUUGUCGCCAUCGAGAAGACUGGCAUGCUGCUCGCCCAAUACCCCAAUGAGCCAACCACAGAUCUCACAGAUCGCAUUGUCAUACCAGGGCUAGUGAACGCGCAUAUGCAUUGCGCGCAGACUCUUCUUCGCGGCACGGGAGACGAUCUUGAGCUGGUGCAUUGGCUGUGUGAGCGGAUAUGGCCUCUUCAAGGUAACUUCACACCUGAAGAUGGCGAGGCGGCGGCGAGAGGGUGUGUGGUCGAAAUGCUGCGCGGGGGUACGACAUGUUUCUUGGAGAGCAUGUUCGCAGAUAGGUAUGGGUUCGAUGGGCUUUGCCGGGCGGUCGAGCAGAGCGGCAUCAGAGGAUGCCUCGGGAAGAUCGUUAUGGAUAUGCCUACGUACGCACAAGAUCCGAAGUGGGCUAUGCACCCAGGGUUAGUCGAGACGCGCGACGCCUCUCUAGGUGGAGCCAUUGAUAUGUGGGAGAAGUGGGAUGGUAAGGCAGAUGGACGUAUCCGCGUGUGGUUUGGUGCGAGAACACCAGGCGGGGUUUCCGAUGAGCUUUACAAAGAGAUGACGGCGCUAUCGCGUACAAAGGGCAUACCAAUCACGAUGCACUGCGCUGAGGUCCUCGCGGACCGUGACUUCUUCGCAUCGCGAGGAGACACGCCCUCUUCGUAUUGUGACUCCGUAGGCCUUCUCGGGCCUCGUACCGUGCUCGUACACAUGGUGCACCUCGAUGACGAUGAUAUCGCCGCAGUUGCAGCGUCAGGUACGCAUGUCGUGCACUGCCCGACGUCAAAUGCAAAACUCGCGUCGGGAAUUUGUCGCCUCCCUGAGCUGUUACGCUCUGGCGCGAAUGUCGCGCUCGGUACGGACGGCGCUCCAUGCAACAACACGAACGACCUCUUACAGGAGCUCAAGCUCGCGGGUAUCAUUCACAAGGCGCGCACGCUGGACCCGACGGUCAUCUCCGCGGAGACGGUGCUCGAGAUGGCGACGAUCAACGGGGCGCGGGCGCUCGGUCUGGACGACCGGAUUGGUAGUCUUGAGGUAGGGAAGAAGGCGGAUUUCGUGGCUAUAGAUACGAGGAAGGUCAGUAUGCAGCCGUGGUUCAACCCGGUGAGCGCGGUGGUGUACGUAGCAACGGGGAAAGAUGUGGAACUUGUGGUUGUGGAUGGGAAGGAGGUUGUCAGAGGAGGGAAGGUGCUUACAAUGGACGAAGAAGCUGUCUGGCGGGAGCUACGGGUCAGAGCGGCCGAGGUUGUACAGAGAGCCGGAUUGAAGGACAAAAUCAAGAGCAGGUGGCACGUACGAUGA
Molecule: messenger RNA, 1389 nt
Organism: Postia placenta MAD-698-R-SB12
Lineage: Eukaryota; Fungi; Basidiomycota; Agaricomycetes; Polyporales; Adustoporiaceae
Exons: 3
Coding region: 1-1389 (462 amino acids)
Molecular function (GO): hydrolase activity, acting on carbon-nitrogen (but not peptide) bonds
Source: RefSeq, a predicted model, not a curated record